UGACAAUCUCUCUGUGAUUGACAGCUAUGAACACCAAUCCUUGCAUUCCCUCUGAUGGGGUGGGGGCCUCAUGGGCUUCAGCCCAGGAAGCAGCCUUCUAUUGGAGAGUCCAGCUGGAGUAUGAGAGCAUCUCAGCACACCUGAACAGGAGGAACGGUGGCGAGGAGCCUGUCGCAGGGCAGGAACAUGGGGUGACCUGGGCCGACCUCGAGGCAGAUGACCAGUGAUGGCCACAGCAUCACCUGGACUAUUUCACCAUGAAGUCAUUAAGGCAGAACGGGAAGAAGAACUCCUGAAGUCACUGGAGAGCAUCCUUCUCACCGCCGGGCUGUCCAUCAUCAUCGUCAUGACGGUCUUUGGAAACCUGCUGGUCAUGGUGGCGCUCUGCAAGGAUCGAAAUCUACGGAAGAAAAAGACCAACUACUUCAUCGUCUCGCUGGCCUUUGCCGACCUGCUGGUGGCGCUGGUGGUGAUGCCCUUCGCAGCCAUCGAGCUGACCACCGGCGUGUGGAAGUACGGCCAGCUCUUCUGUCUGGUGCGGACCUCGCUGGACGUCCUGCUGACCACCGCCUCCAUUCUGCAUCUCUGCUGCAUUGCACUGGACAGGUACUACGCCAUCUGCUGCCAGCCUCUGGUGUACAGACACAAGAUGAGCCACCUCAGAGUGGCGGUGAUGCUCGGUGGCUGCUGGCUCAUCCCCACCUUCAUUUCCUUCUUACCCAUCAUGCAAAGCUGGCACGCCAUUGGCAUCGAGGAUAUUAUCGAGGAGAAGCGUUCCUCACCAGGAGGCUCCAACGACACAAGUUGCGUGUUUGUGGUCAACCGUCCAUACGCUUUGAUCUGCUCCACGGUGGCCUUCUACGUCCCGCUGGCCCUCAUGGUCCUGGCCUACCAGCGCAUCUACGUCACCGCCAUGAGCCAUGUGCGGCAGAUUGAGACGCUACAACGCGCUGGCUCCGCCCCAGCUACCCCCGCCAUCAUCAUGAGGUCAUCGACCUGCUCGGACCACUACCACCUCAGGACAGAGCAGACUCCUCUUGCCAACAGUCGCAUGCACAUUGAGACCAAAGCGGCAAAGACCCUGGCCAUCAUAAUGGGCUGCUUCUGCCUGUGCUGGGCGCCCUUCUUCAUCACCAACGUGGUGGACCCCUUCAUCCACUACUCCGUGCCCUGGCAGCUAUGGACAACAUGGCUUUGGCUCGGCUACAUCAACUCGGGCCUGAACCCCUUCCUCUACGCCUUCCUGAACCGGGCUUUUCGAAGGGCCUUUCUGGUGAUUCUUUGCUGUGGGGAUGAGCGCUUAUUACGCCAGGCGAGCUCCUCCUAUGGACCCGCCCACAGAGUGUGCUCGCCAUCCCUCAACGGGACUUCCAUGGCACUAAGAUUGUCCUUCCUACCAAACCGGAGCUACUGCGACAAUGGAAGAAGGAUACUGACCAACGAGCAGGAGUCCCAGGACUCUCUGGGACCACUCUGAGAAAGGACUUCUCCUCCAGGACUCUGUGGGACCACUAUGAGAAAGGACUUCUCCUCCAGGACUCUGUGGGACCACUAUGAGAAAGGACUUCUCCUCCAGGACUCUGUGGGACCACUAUGAGAAAGGACUUCUCCUCCAGGACUCUGUGGGACCACUAUGAGAAAGGACUUCUCCUCCAGGACUCUGUGGGACCACUAUGAGAAAGGACUUCUCCUCCAGGACUCUGUGGGACCACUAUGAGAAAGGACUUCUCCUCCAGGACUCUGUGGGACCACUAUGAGAAAGGACUUCUCCUCCAGGACUCUGUGGGACCACUAUGAGAAAGGACUUGUCCUCCAGGACUCUGUGGGACCACUAUGAGAAAGGACUUCUCCUCCAGGACUCUGUGGGACCACUAUGAGAAAGGACUUCUCCUCCAGGACUCUGUGGGACCACUAUGAGAAAGGACUUCUCCUCCAGGACUCUGUGGGACCACUAUGAGAAAGGACUUCUCCUCCAGGACUCUGUGGGACCACUAUGAGAAAGGACUUCUCCUCCAGGACUCUGUGGGACCACUAUGAGAAAGGACUUCUCCUCCAGGACUCUGUGGGACCACUAUGAGAAAGGACUUCUCCUCCAGGACUCUGUGGGACCACUAUGAGAAAGGACUUCUCCUCCAGGACUCAGUGGGACCACUAUGAGAAAGAACUUCUCCUCCAGGAGGUCAUCAACUGCUCCAAGUGUGUUUCUAGUUGAUGUUAGACAUGAUUUGAUAUAUUUAUCAUCACUGCUGAUUAGGGAUGUCCGAUAAUGGCUUUUUACUGAUAUCCGAUAUUCCGAUUUUGUCCAACUCUUAAUUACCGAUACCGAUAUCAACCGAUACCGAUAUCAACCGAUAUAUGCAGUCGUGGAAUGAACACAUUAUUAUGCCUAAUUUGGACAACCAGGUAUGGUGAAGAUAAGGUACUUUAAAAAAAAAUUAAUAUAAUAAGAUAAAUAAAUUAAAAACAUUUUCUUGAAUAAAAAAGAAAGUAAAACAAUAUAAAAACAGUUACAUAGAAACUAGUAAUGAAUGAAAAUGAGUGAAAUGAAGUGUUAAAGGUUAGUACUAUUAGUGGACCAGCAUCAUGUGGGCUUACGGACUGU
This is a messenger RNA of Nerophis lumbriciformis (worm pipefish), 2602 nucleotides long. RefSeq names its product 5-hydroxytryptamine receptor 4. The record is from RefSeq and is a predicted model, not a curated record. Gene Ontology annotation, biological process: chemical synaptic transmission; regulation of appetite; positive regulation of MAPK cascade. Gene Ontology annotation, molecular function: G protein-coupled serotonin receptor activity. Gene Ontology annotation, cellular component: plasma membrane. NCBI's taxonomy places the organism in Eukaryota, Metazoa, Chordata, Actinopteri, Syngnathiformes, Syngnathidae.